This is a messenger RNA of Zychaea mexicana, 1086 nucleotides long. Its product is annotated as kinase-like domain-containing protein. Gene Ontology annotation, cellular component: cytoplasm. Lineage: Eukaryota; Fungi; Mucoromycota; Mucoromycetes; Mucorales; Lichtheimiaceae. The coding region runs from base 1 to 1086 and encodes 361 amino acids. Gene Ontology annotation, biological process: protein phosphorylation; intracellular signal transduction. The transcript is spliced from 6 exons. Gene Ontology annotation, molecular function: protein serine/threonine kinase activity; ATP binding. The record is from RefSeq and is a predicted model, not a curated record.
AUGACUCGCUGGUUCAACACAACUGCAAUUCAGUUCCACCGACCUUGGAAACAUCACGAACGACGCCUCCAUCGACGCUCCUUGUCAGAAGUCAUCAGCACGAACCGACGCUACGUCCAGAACUAUCGUUUACUUCACGAAAUCGGCAGUGGAUCCACGGGUGUUGUUCAUCUCGCUGUCGAUAAAAAGAACAAUGUCCAAUACGCGAUCAAGGAAUUAAGUAAAUCACGUUUGCAACGUCAGCAGCAAAAUGAUUUUCUGCGACUGGCAGGACCACGGCCCUGCUCUGGACUUGGUGUAACGUCAGGUCCACAACAAGAAUCUCUUGGCUCAUCGUCACCAUCGUCUCAACAACAACAACAACAACAACAGAACAAACGCCGACGCUUGGCACCGACUGUCAAUGAAGUGGAAGUGUUGAAACACCUCGACCACCCAAACAUCGUUCGACUCGUUCAAGUCAUUGAUGAUCCUGAAUCCGACUCAAUUCAUCUUGUCAUGGAAAUGGCGGAAAAGGGAGCGGUUAUAGACCUUGGCUCGAGUAAACCUGUCAAACCUUACUCCUCUGAACAAUGCCGUCAGUACUUUAGUCAGCUAGUGGAUGCUAUUGGCUACUUGCAUCAGCAAGGAUUCGUUCAUCGAGAUAUCAAACCAGACAAUUUGCUCUUGACGCGCGAUGAUACAAUCAAAGUCAUUGACUUUGGUAGUGCCAUCAGCAGCACUGAAACGUCGCCUAUGCCUCCCACGACAUCAGCGGGUACUCCUGCAUUUAUGGCCCCUGAGCUUCUGCGACGCCGUUGCCGCAAUAGUACUCAGCAACAACAACCACCCGCAGCUGCUGCAGAUGUCUGGUCCAUGGGUGUCACCUUGUACACUCUCUGUUACGGUCACUUGCCGUUUGAAAAACCCAGCUUGUUAGAGCUAUAUCAAGAGAUUCAAACCAAGAGCAUCGACUAUCCCAAGGAUACUGAUCCAAAGUUAUCGGAUCUUUUGGAUCGUAUGCUCACCAAAGAUCCCCACAAGCGUAUCACUAUGGAUGAAAUUAAGGCUCACCCAUGGAUGAUCGAUGACAAAAAGAAAACCUAG